AUGAACUACAACCCUAACUUUGAACAGAUUGGAAAUGCCCUCAUCCAGCUUUACUACAGCAAAUUCGACGUCCCAGAUGGUGCUACCAGAGCAGCGGGCCUCCAAGAACUGUAUGAUCCAGAAGCCUCUAUUAUGACAUUCGAAGGUUCGCAAGUGCGGGGUAGGCAAGCUAUUCUCGAGAAGUUUGGUGUAAGUUACAUUUUAUAUUUUCUUAUCUUCGUUUAGACAUUACCUUUUCAACAAAUCCAAAGAGCCAUAACUAAAGUAGAUUGUCAACCACUUGCUGAUGGAUCUGUUGCAAUUGCUGUUUUUGGACAACUUAAAGUAAGUUCAGCAGUUUUUAGGAUUCUGAACGAGUUGAUUCGUUUCUAUCAAGCUUAUUUACAGACCGAUGAGGAUCCUGUGAACUCCUUUACCCAAUUCUUUGUUCUCAAACCUAACGGUGGAUCGUUUUUUAUUGCAAAUGAGAUCUUCAGACUUGUACUGCACGACAUGUAA
Messenger RNA from Bursaphelenchus xylophilus (pine wood nematode), 498 nucleotides. NCBI's taxonomy places the organism in Eukaryota, Metazoa, Nematoda, Chromadorea, Rhabditida, Aphelenchoididae. The record is from the annotation of a GenBank genome assembly.